UUACAUUUGCUAGACUCCGACGUUUAAAGUGUAAGAAGUUCCGGGAUUUAGAUACAUACAGUCCAUGAUGACCCUCACAGAAGAAGCAACGUUCCUACCCAGCAUGCAGGACAGCAACUCGGACCGCAUGUCUUCCCAUCACAAAUGGGACAUUAACGAUAAUACUCUUCCGGUGGUUAACGAGUACGAUGUGUUCAAAGAAUGGCCUGACGGUAACUGUCGCUACGUGUACAGUGGGGAUGUGGAAGACGGCAGGAGACAUGUUAGUGGCUGGGCCAUGCGUAACACCAACAACCAUAAUGCUCUCAUCCUAAAGAAAUCCUGUCUGGGUGUCUUUGUAUGUAGUCAUGACUGCUCACUUGACAGCGGAGACAAAGUCCAUCUCAGACCAGCAAUAUGUGACAAAGCAAGGAGGAAGCAAGUUGGAAAAGCAUGUCCGAAUUCCCGCUGCUCAGGACGGUUGGAACUUAUGUCCUGUAGAGGUCAUUGUGGCUACCCUGUGACCCACUUUUGGCGGAAUCUCCAUGGUGCCAUCUAUUUCCAGGCGAAGGGAAUCCACGACCAUCCACAACCAGAGGUAAAGGCGUCCGCAGAAGCAAGACGGCAUAACAAGAUAAUUCGGCAACAAGAAAAGUUAAUGAUGAUGAAUAUUUCUGUACGAAAAAGACUUCGAGGAUCCUCCAGUACUGGUGUUCACAAAGAAAUACACAGAAAGAAAUUGAAAAGUUUUGACAACUUGUGCUCCUGUUCGCCGUUUGAGUGCACAUGUGCCCAUAUCCGUGUGAAUCAGUAUCAAUCAGCAUAUAUGGACGGCCAACAACCGGAUGUCCUAAGACGUUCUAACUCAUGGACUCCACAGAUAUAUGAGGCAUCGUCAUCACCAUGGCAACGCCCUUUCUCAUUGGACACAAAUCACAAUCAGUCAGGACUCUAUAAAUCAUGUGACUUACAGGAAAAUCGGCCUUAUAUACACGAGGAACAAAAUCUAUUAUCCACUCUUUUCCCGUCUAUGUCGAAUCAGUCUAGAAACUAUUCAGAUUCCUCCGUCCACAACUCUGCUUUUUGUUCCAAGAGUGGUUCUGUUAACUUUUUACACAGAUUCGGUUCCAGAGGUAUCCCAAUGCCAGAGAUCUUGUAUCCGGUAUCUAGUCUACCUGUAGAUCCUCAAGAGAGACCAGACUUUCGAUCUUCUCGGCCCAUUGAUCGCUACGGAGAAAAGGACCCAUUUGGAUUUUUGUACGAAUCUGACACGGAUAAGGGUGUGGAGAAUUCGCCUUCGGUCAGGGUAAAAGCCGAACCGGGGUGUGAUGAUUCAUCAACUAGUCUUCUUGCACAAAAACAAGGCAAAGAAACGCAAUACCUUUCAAAUGUCAUAGGAAAUUCACUCCACGACACAACUACAAAUAAGCUAUGCGAUGAUUUUGUAAAUAUAGACGUCUUAGAUCACAGUUCGCAGCUUUCAGCCUACCCUGACACGACUGAGUCGGAUGUGUUUCAGUCGUUUGUACCCCGUUUCUCAACAGACAUUCCUAAUAUGCCUCCUAGUACGAGCGGUCAGUGUCAAAUGGUGACGUCGUCCACACCUCAGUAUGUCGAACUGAAACCAAUGAAACGCAACAACGACUCACGAAAUCGCCGACCUUCGGACGGUAUUCAGACACCUUUAAGUUAUAAUGCAAAACAAUCAGAACAUUCUAGUCAAAAACAGACAGACUCAAAUUACCAAUCUAGCGUGUUUAAUGAAUGCUUACCUUUUGGUGAUAUCUCUUCACAUUCUGCGGGUGCGGCCCAGAGACCUCUAUCAAACAGGUGUGACGUUCCCCCGGGGACUACCCGGCCCUACGGGACUGAUGGUCACUGCGGACAUUACCAUAGCGAUAUGUAUCAAUGUCCCUCGGCCAAUUGCUCCCAAAUGAAACAACAGUUAUGCAACCAUAGCAUCAACAUAACACUCACCUAUAAUUAAUUUGUUAUUGAAAGGAAAGCAUUGCAUCAAAAGCAUCAUUUCUCUCAAUGAAUAAUAUAUAUGAUGUGACCGAAAAAGGUAGAAAAUAGCCUGUAUAUGCAUGUGAUAGCAUUCUGUGGGAUCUUCUUCAAGGUUGAUAAUUAAAAAAAUACCAACCAUUAUGAUACAAAAGUGAUAAGGAGAUAUUGAUAAAUUAAUAAUAGUUUUGGUUGUAGAUGAAUAUAUUCAUAAACUAUUUUGAGGUCAGAAUGAUGUGGUUUUUAAACUGUGAAUUUCAAUGUGUUCGUGAACAAUGCUUGAUGAUGUUUCCUAUCAAUUCUCCUCGCCCUGUGUAUAAGUGCCAUGCCGGUGGUAGUACGAACAGUAAGAAUAUAGAGGCCGGUGACAUCCUAUCCCCCGAAACCCCACAUCCGUGGUAACUGUGUUUUAAUUUUUGUCAGUAUUAUAGAUUUGUAUUUCUAUGCAAGUGUAAAUUCUGGUCAGUCUACGUAAAUCUGAUAUUUUUCAGUGCCUUUUUGUAUUCUAUGUUGAAUUUUCUAUUCUUAA
This is a messenger RNA of Mizuhopecten yessoensis (Yesso scallop), 2512 nucleotides long. RefSeq lists its product as uncharacterized. The transcript has 6 exons. Gene Ontology annotation, cellular component: nucleus. Bases 65 to 1966 code for a protein of 633 amino acids. Gene Ontology annotation, biological process: gliogenesis; regulation of transcription by RNA polymerase II. The record is from RefSeq and is a predicted model, not a curated record. NCBI's taxonomy places the organism in Eukaryota, Metazoa, Mollusca, Bivalvia, Pectinida, Pectinidae. Gene Ontology annotation, molecular function: DNA-binding transcription activator activity, RNA polymerase II-specific; RNA polymerase II cis-regulatory region sequence-specific DNA binding.